CGAUGAUUUUUUCAAGAGUAUUUGAUAUCCUGUGUUUUAGAUAUUGACGAUUAGCGCUUUGGUGAGGGCUCUCUGAGGCGCGUACUGUGUCUUUAAAUGCCGCUCCUCCCCCUCCGCUCUCCUCUGCUCUGGAGGUGCUGAAACGUCGCCUUUCUCGUUUCAGAGCUCUAGCAGCCAUGGCUGAAAUAAAGACGGGCAUUUUUGCCAAAAACGUCCAAAAGAGGCUCAGUCGGGCGCAGGAAAAGGUUCUGCAGAAGUUGGGAAAGGCGGAUGAGACAAAAGAUGAACAGUUCGAGCAGUGUGUGCAGAAUUUCAAAAGACAGGAGUUUGAGGGCUCUAGGCUUCAGAGGGAGAUGAAAGCCUACAUAGCAGCUGUCAAAGGGAUGCAGCAAGCGUCUAGGAACCUGACAGAGUCAUUACAUGAAGUAUAUGAGUCUGACUGGCACGGCAAAGAUGAUGUCAUGGUUAUUGGAAAGAACUGUGAUGCUUUGUGGGAGGACUUCCAUCAGAAGCUGGUAGACUCUACCAUCGACACACUGGAAACAUAUUUGACUCAGUUCCCAGAUCUCAAGAUACGUGUUGCAAAGAGAAGCAGGAAGUUAAUUGACUAUGACAGUGCAAGGCACCAUCUUGAGACCCUGCAGGCUCAACCAUGA
This is a messenger RNA of Carassius auratus (goldfish), 656 nucleotides long. Its product is annotated as amphiphysin-like. The transcript has 6 exons. The record is from RefSeq and is a predicted model, not a curated record. Gene Ontology annotation, cellular component: synaptic vesicle; cytoplasm; plasma membrane. Gene Ontology annotation, molecular function: protein binding; phospholipid binding. Lineage: Eukaryota; Metazoa; Chordata; Actinopteri; Cypriniformes; Cyprinidae. Gene Ontology annotation, biological process: synaptic vesicle endocytosis. Bases 177 to 656 code for a protein of 159 amino acids.